Molecule: messenger RNA, 1683 nt
Organism: Linepithema humile (Argentine ant)
Lineage: Eukaryota; Metazoa; Arthropoda; Insecta; Hymenoptera; Formicidae
Product: RNA-binding protein 25-like
Source: RefSeq, a predicted model, not a curated record
UUUAGGCGGAUUGGAUUAAUCAGAAGAUGAAGUUACUCUACAUCGAUAGUUGAUAAAACAAUUUUUGUGAUUAUUGCUUGUCGAUAACAGGCCGAAAAUUUUGUCAUUGAAUUAGCAAGAUGGCACUUUUGCAUAAUCAAUUUAACCUUGAAAUUUUUAUAAAUGUUUGAUUAAUUGCACUAUGUUACAAAAAAUUUACUUAUGCAAUAAGUGGUAAUUUUACGCGAACUAGAUUUACAAUGCAGGAUUUUAUGUUGUCUCGUCAGCUUUCAGUCAAAAUUCUUAUGAAGAUGAUUCAAUAAACCGACAUGGAACAAAUCACGAAAAGCAUGUAUCAUUUUCACACAUAAGUUAUUCAUCCAUACAAAAUGAUAUUUUCAAAUUUCAAUAUUCGUCAAGUAUAAAAUGGAUGUGAAAUGUAAUUCUUAGAAACUCCGGUAAAGAAACAAAUAACUAAUUUAUAGGAACACAAUCAUGGCUGCAAAAAACAAUAUGUCUUUAGGUGUAAAGCAAGCUGAUGUAGAAAUGGAAAUUGCUAAAGGUGAACAAGAUGAUUUGUUAGAAGAUUAUCCAAAAUCAAAAAGAGAAAGAAUACAAAAGCUUCGUUCGAAGGCUUUAGUGUCAAAAAUCAUGAAACACGGUGUACCGCGAUCCACUGUAGAAUCUGUAUCAACGAAUCAACGGAUCAAAGAUUUAGCGCGACCAACAAAGCAACGUGCGUUAAUCACAUUGCGUGAAAGAGCAUCGAUAUUACCACCGACAUUCGUGGAUAAUCUUAUAAGGAUCAUCGAAGCUGAGUCCUGCUUAACUCCAGAGGAAGCCGCGCAAGUUCGUCGAAAAAAACGCAGAACGAAGAUAAAAACGCGAUUGCCGUACAGAAAAUGGAUGCGAAAAAUUUCGGAAGAUAUAGAAGACACGACAAUGGACAGAGACGCGGCAAUGUGCCAAUAUCUGAUAGCGAAACGCUUUGUCAAGAGUAUUUUGGAAUAUCAGUGCUUCACACCGAGGAAGGAUAUUCGCGAGAUCGCAGAUGUGAUAAUGAGACGCUUGAUAUCUUACGAAGCAUAUGCGGAUACCCGAAAUGACGAUCGAGCAACACAGCAAUUGCGCCUCUUGGCCGAUGUAGUGGCCUGUUGGAUAGCAGAGAUCCUUGUUGAGGUCGCAAGCACCCGUAAGUAUUCUCUGGAAGAGUAUUGCAGAAAGAGGAAGAUGAAAAUGGAGACGGAGAUGGAUGUUGACAAUGAAGUGAAUAGCAAAAUACAGGAUUGGAAGCAAAUAGAGCUGAAAAAAGAGAGGCAAGAAAAAAGGGAAAAUAAAAAUAAAUUUCAAACGGAAGAAAAGAGCAAAACAGCUGAAAAAGAGAAUAAAAAUGAGAAUGAGGAGCAAAAGAGAGAAAAUACGGAAGGCGAGGAAAAGCAGAAUAGAAGCGAGAAUGAGGAGCAAAAGAGAGAAAAUACAGAAGGCGAGGAAAAGGAGAAUAGAAGCGAGAAUGAGGAGCAAAAGAGAGAAAAUACGGAAAGUGAGGAAAAGAAGAAUAGAAGUGAGAAUGAAGAGCAAAAGAGAGAAAAUACGGAAGAUGAGGGAAAGAAGAACAGAAGUGAGAAUGAAAGUAAGAAUGAGGAGCAAAAGAGAGAAAAUAUGGAAGAUGCAUUGAUGAAAAAAGAGGAGGAAGACAGCAGAUAG